CAGUCGAGCAGCCGGAAGCGGCCUCUCUUUCCCGGAACCCCACUGCCUUGUGGGACCGUUGCUGGUUCCUCCAGCCUGGGCAGGUUUUCCGGACUCUUCCGCUCCACCUCUCUCCUCGGGUACGGAAGCUGAGAGGGUGUGAGGACUGCCAUGGCGGCGCACCUCAAGAAGCGGGUGUACGAGGAAUUCACUAAGGUGGUUCAGCAACAGCAGGAGGAAAUUGCUACUAAGAAACUCCGACUGACAAAACCAAGUAAAUCUGCAGCACUCCACAUAGAUCUGUGUAAGGCUACCUCCCCAGCAGAUGCUUUGCAGUACCUACUUCAGUUUGCCAGGAAGCCUGUGGAGGCAGAAAGUGUGGAGGGAGUAGUCAGGAUUCUCUUGGAACAUUAUUACAAGGAGAAUGAUCCAUCUGUGAGACUGAAAAUUGCAUCAUUGUUGGGUUUACUGUCAAAGACUGCAGGAUUUUCACCAGACUGCAUUAUGGAUGAUGCCAUUAACAUCCUGCAGAAUGAAAAGUCUCAUCAAGUCCUAGCUCAGCUGUUGGACACUUUGCUUGCAAUUGGCACUAAACUCCCAGACAAUCAAGCUAUCCAGAUGCGAUUAGUUGAUGUAGCCUGCAAGCACCUGACAGAUACCUCGCAUGGUGUAAGAAAUAAGUGCCUGCAAUUACUUGGCAAUCUGGGUUCUUUGGAGAAAAGUGUCACAAAAGAUGCAGAAGGCCUAGCUGUCAGAGACGUCCAGAAGAUUAUAGGGGAUUACUUCAGUGACCAGGAUCCACGUGUCAGAACAGCAGCUAUAAAAGCCAUGUUGCAGCUCCAUGAAAGAGGACUGAAAUUAUACCAAACAAUUUAUUCUCAGGCUUGUAAAUUGCUCUCUGAUGACUAUGAACAAGUGCGCAGUGCUGCAGUCCAGCUUAUCUGGGUUGUCAGUCAGCUCUAUCCUGAAAGCAUUGUCCCAAUCCCUUCUUCUAAUGAAGAAAUUCGCUUAGUUGAUGAUGCGUUUGGAAAAAUCUGUCACAUGGUCAGUGAUGGCUCCUGGGUGGUUCGAGUUCAAGCUGCAAAGCUAUUGGGCUCUAUGGAGCAAGUCAGUUCUCAUUUCUUGGAACAGACACUUGACAAGAAGCUGAUGUCAGAUCUGAGGAGGAAACGCACUGCACAUGAACGUGCCAAGGAACUUUACACUUCGGGAGAGUUUUCCAGCGGCAGGAAGUGGGGAGAUGAUGCUCCCAAGGAAGAAGUAGAUACGGGGGCUGUGAACUUGAUUGAGUCAGGAGCUUGUGGAGCCUUUGUUCAUGGAUUGGAAGAUGAGAUGUAUGAGGUCCGCAUUGCUGCUGUAGAGGCGCUCUGCAUGCUGGCCCAGUCUUCACCUUCUUUUGCUGAGAAGUGCCUUGAUUUCCUGGUUGACAUGUUUAAUGAUGAAAUUGAGGAGGUACGUCUACAGUCCAUACAUACCAUGAGAAAAAUCUCUAACAAUAUCACCCUUCGAGAGGAUCAGCUUGACACUGUCCUUGCUGUGUUAGAGGAUUCAUCCAGAGAUAUUAGAGAGGCUCUUCAUGAACUCUUAUGCUGCACUAAUGUUUCAACCAAAGAAGGGAUUCAUCUUGCACUGGUGGAGCUGCUGAAAAAUUUAACCAAGUACCCUACUGAUAGGGACUCCAUAUGGAAAUGCUUGAAGUUUCUGGGAAGUCGGCAUCCAACCCUGGUGCUUCCCUUGGUGCCUGAGCUCCUGAGCACCCACCCGUUUUUUGACACAGCUGAACCAGACAUGGAUGAUCCAGCCUACAUUGCAGUUUUGGUUCUUAUUUUCAAUGCUGCUAAAACCUGUCCAACAAUGCCUGCAUUGUUCUCAGAUCAUACCUUCAGACACUAUGCCUACCUCCGAGACAGUCUUUCUCAUCUUGUUCCUGCCUUGAGGUUACCAGGUAGAAAACUAGUGUCAUCAGCUCUUUCUCCCAAUAUCAUGCCUCAUGAGGAUCCUUCCCAUCAGUUCCUGCAGCAGAGCCUUGAAAGGGUAUACAGUCUUCAACACCUGGACCCUCAAGGAACUCAGGAGCUGUUAGAGUUCACCAUCAGGGAUCUGCAAAGACUUGGAGAACUUCAGUCUGAAUUGGCAGGAGUAGCUGACUUCUCUGCUACCUAUCUUAGGUGUCAACUUCUUCUCAUCAAGGCCUUGCAGGAAAAGCUGUGGAAUGUGGCUGCCCCUUUGUAUGUGAAGCAGAGUGAUUUGGCCUCAGCAGCAGCAAAACAGAUCAUGGAAGAAACCUACAAAAUGGAGUUCAUGUAUAGUGGCGUGGAGAACAAGCAGGUGGUGAUUAUCCAUCACAUGAGGCUGCAGGCCAAAGCCUUGCAACUUAUAGUAACAGCACGGACUGCUCGAGGAGUUGACCCCUUAUUUGGGAUGUGUGAAAAAUUUUUACAGGAAGUGGACUUUUUUCAGAGGUGUUUCAUCGCUGAUUUGCCCCACCUGCAGGACAGCUUUGUGGACAAACUUCUUGACCUCAUGCCCCGACUCAUGACAUCCAAACCUGCAGAAGUGGUCAAAAUUCUACAUACCAUGCUGCGGCAGAGUACCUUCCUACACCUCCCCCUUCCAGAGCAGAUCCACAAAGCCUCAGCCACCAUUAUUGAGCCAGCGGGCGAGUCAGACAACCCUUUGCGGUUUACAUCUGGGUUGGUGGUGGCCCUGGAUGUCGAUGCAACCCUGGAACAUGUGCAGGAUCCUCAGAGCACUGUGAAGGUCCAGGUCUCAUAUCCAGAUGGCCAAGCUCAGAUGAUCCACCCUAAGCCGGCAGACUUUCGGAAUCCCGGCCCAGGGCGGCACCGGCUUAUCACUCAGGUGUACCUCUCCCACACUGCCUGGACAGAACCGUGCCAGGUGGAAGUGAGACUGCUGCUGGCCUACAACUCCAGUUCACGCAUUCCAAAAUCCCCCUGGAUUGAGGGUGGUGAGAUGUCAUCCCAGGUGGAAACCAGCAUCGAGGGCACCAUCCCCUUCAGCAAGUCUGUAAAAGUUUACAUAAUGCCCAAACCCGCAAGGCGCUGAGUCACAAGUAGUCUUUACAGCCGUGGCCUAAAAGGCCCUUCUUGGGAUCAGAGUGAGCCAGAAGCUUGGAGCCUUUCACCUGGACAUGGUAUAUAGGCAUAAGGAAGAACAUGUGACCCUUAUAGUCUCAUCUGGUAUCGAACAUUGGAUAAAUUAUUUUGCAUUAAGAAAACAAAAACCUUCAAGUCUAUCCCAUCCCCCACCCCCUACCUCCCUAGCCUUGCCCCCAGUAAAGUUGAGACACCAAGCUGUUCUAGAAAUCUGUGUAGCUAUAGGUUCAACAUUUAUACGGCAGGCCUACAUUCUUCAGGUGUGAAACAAAAAGAUCCAAUUUUCUAGCCCCUUCCAAAGAACCAGUUAUUGGAGCCAUAAUCUUAUUUCUUAAAGCAAUAGUCUGUUUGCCAGGGCCAACUCCAAAGCAGCUUUCACAGCUGUACUUUUUCACCACCGGCAGUUCCUGAAGGGCCCUAGACUUUCGUUAUCUUGCUGAGAGUCUCCUUCCUUAACUCAGGCAAUAGCUGGCCAAGGACUGAAUGAACAGCUGAAGAAUGAAUCACUUUCAUCCCUCAGGGAAAUUCUUGAUCUUGCCUGCCAUUAUCCUUAGAACAAAAAUCUGAGAGAAGGGCCAUAUUUUACAAAAGAAACCAGGAUUAUGGGAAAGAGGGACUCAGUGUAAGAAACAAAGUCAUUUCCCACUACUUCUCUGAUGACUCCAGUGCUGGAGCUGCAUGUGAGCUGAAGGUGCAGCGGGGGUUUAAGAACAGUAAAGCCUCCAGAGAUGUGAACCACGUGAGGGCCUGUGCUAUGUUCUUUACCUGUCAUUUUAUCCUUGCAACAGCCAAGUGAGACUAAGAGGUUAAGUCACUGGUAGGAAAACUGUAAUAACGCCUUUACUCAUUCAAAUCCAAGAUGAUUCCAAAGGCCUGAGCUAUACCAUAUGGAAAAGAACCUUCAGAUUUUCUCUCUGUGCCUCAGUUUUUUCAUCUGUAAAACAGAGGUAAUUAUACCUUAAGGGUUGUUGAAUGGGUUUAAUUAAAUAAUGCUUGGCAAAUCUGAAUCUUUGGCCAGUCUUGAUCAUAUUUGGUACUUGGAAAGCUUAAUAAAAAAAUAACAAGAGCAUACAAUUACUCAGAGGCAGAGCUGGAAUUUGAAUUCAAGCAUGUUUGACUUUUGGUUUAAUAUACCUAAUGUGUGCCCAGCAGUGUUGUAAGCCCUUUACAUGAAUUAACUCAUUUAAUCCUCAAAACUACCCUAUGAAGUAGGUACUGUAACAUUUAUUCUAUAAACAAGGCAGUUGAAGUUCAGAGAAUUUAAAGAAACCAGGAUUAUGAGAAAGAGGGAUCCACUCUAAGAAAUAAUAUUGUGAACUACAUCUCUGAUGACUGCAGUGUUGGAGCUGCCUAGUUGGCCUAGGACACACCACUAGUAAAUGACAGAGCUGGGAUUUGAACCCAGGCAGUCUGGCUCUGGGAGGUUAUAACUGCUGUAGAGGGACUAAGGGAAGAAGAUCACCUCCAUGGGAUUUACUUUUCUAGUGUGCUCGCCUGUUUAGUACAUCUCAGUGAUGUGCCAUCAGUGGGCUCUCAUGUGUCAACAGAUGCCCUAAAGAAAAUAGCCUGCCUUGGAGAUAAAAUGAAGCUUAAAGCUAGGCUGAAUCAUACCAUGGCCCUGACACAAAGCACCUAAUGAUGAUUACUGAGUUGAAGCACAGAUGAAAACAUCAAGACCCAUCGCUGCUAACUGAGCCUUUGAUGCCAUAGCUAUAGAAAGCCUUCCAAGGGAAGAAUAUGCUGAAUCCUUUUCAGAUACACUACUCCUUUUAUAAAAAUCCUUCUGGGUCAUUCCCCAUUUUACAGGUGGGGAAACGGAGACUUAGAGGUAAUGUCUUUCUCCUAAGGGGCAAGGGUGGGAUUUGAUCCUAGGUCUUAAAACCCAAAAUAGUACUUUUCCCACCAAAGGUGGAGAAACACGAAGGGGCAAAAUUUACCUUAGUAUCAGGAUGAGUUUUUAAGAAUUGAAUGGGCUGCUUUAGGAGCAGCCUUAUUCUUACACUAAUGAGCGUAAGAAUUGAAUGGGCUGCAUUAGGAGAUAAGGAGUUUUCCAUGCUGGAUGUGUUCAAGCAGAGGUUGAACAAGCUCCUGACAAGUUUGUUGUAAAGGAAUUCAAGUAUCAUAUGAGCGGUUGGGCUUAACCUUUUAAAUUCCUUUUACUCUGAAUUCUCUGUGAAUUAUGAGAAUCUUGAUUUUUCUGACAGAAACCUGGAAGGGAGCAUAAAGAUGGCUCCAGUGUGGCACCCUCAUUUAUAAGUGAAUGUGCAAGCCCAGAAAGACUGAGUUAGUAGAAGCAAGUCUGGAACCCAGGCCUCUCAGUCUAAUACGGUUUUCAUGACAGGGAUCUGUUGUUCUGCCUUUUCAGUGGCCAACUAUGUACCUUGUCAAAGCCAGAAACUGUGUCACAUUGGACUCUAUCUUUACGCCUCAUAUAAAACCAGCCAUCAAGUCCUUUAGAUUCUGCUUCCUUAAAUGUUUCAAUCCUCUUCUUGACUUGGUGGUUCUGUCUUGAUGCAGCCUCAUCAUCACUCCUAAGGUAUGGGAUUAGCUUCUUAAUGAGCUGCUUGCUUCAAAUCUUGCCCCCUUCAGUCUACUCUUCACACAGCUGCCAGAGUAAUCUUUCUAAAACCCGGAUCUGAUCACACCAUUCCCCUGCUUUAAACCCCUUUAAGUGGGUCACUUCUGGCCCCAGGAUAAAGUCUAAACUCCUCUCCUUGAAGGCUCUUUAUGCCCCUUGUGUCCUCUCCAGCCUCAUACUCCGUGUCCCAAACAUUCUCUACUUCUCCAGCUGUAGAGGAUUAUCUGUAGUUAUUCCCAAUACUUAAUCAUGCUCUCUCUUGCUUCACACCUUUGCACUUGCUGAGCCCUGGAAUGUGCUCUUCAGAUUGUCUCCUAUGGUUCUUUUCUUUGCAUUCUUCAGGACUGAGCCUCAUUCUGGAACCUAUCUGUGUCUCCUGUGGGCUUGGUGCGUUGCACAGCCUCCUAUACAUUCUUCAAGCAUGGUAUUUAUUGCAGGUUCACAAAUGCCAACCUCUGAAGCAGGUAGGCAGGGGAAAAAAAGGGGUCAAGUGGCUUUGUCAAUCUAAUAAAUGCAUCCUAGGUAAUUUUCAUGAAUGUAUUUUUCAAAAUUAUGAAAAAUAAUAAUCCUUGUACAAAUUAAAAAAGGGGGGGUUGUCAAGUGACCUGGAAGAAGAUAACAGAGACUUGAGGAAUCAGCACAUUCUCUGUCAGAAGAAGGCAGUUGCUAUUCAGCUCCACUCAGUUCAUAGGUAUGGGCCUGGUGAUGUCAGAUUUUCUGAUUCUUCCAGAAAAGCCAGAAACCUGCAUUUUCAUGUGAAAAAUAACCACGUUAAAAAUUUUGGUAACUAAAUAAAGUAAAUGUUAAAAUUACUCUGAGACAAACAAAA
Molecule: messenger RNA, 6502 nt
Organism: Balaenoptera ricei (Rice's whale)
Lineage: Eukaryota; Metazoa; Chordata; Mammalia; Artiodactyla; Balaenopteridae
Gene: INTS4
Product: integrator complex subunit 4
Exons: 23
Coding region: 151-3045 (964 amino acids)
Biological process (GO): snRNA processing
Cellular component (GO): integrator complex
Source: RefSeq, a predicted model, not a curated record